AUGGCAGCCAUAUCUGUGUGGAAUAGCGUCCUGCUACACGUCAAUGAGACGCUUUUGCCCGGUUUCGCUCGCCAUCACGUUGGGCGUAUGGCAAGGAGUGUCGCUCCAGGUCUUCGAGUGGAGGUCCAGACAGCUUGGGGCUCUCGCAUUCCAUCCACGAUCAUCCUCCGACUUCAAAUUAGAAACGGGGACGAAAUAAGCGACUUUGCAGUCAUCAACUUGCCCAUGGGCCAAACAAAGUUGCCGUUGACUACCGACUACCUCGACGCAGCUGAUGAGUCUCUGAUGAAAGAUACGUUUCCCGAUCCAAGAAUGGAUCAUUUUGGCGCAGCUCACUCACGAUUUCGCAAUCAAGACUUGAAAUAUUUCGAGACUGUUGAACCCACAGCGGAGAUAUCUUCUUUCAUCAAGCACACCACUACCACAGUUGUGCGAGUCACUGCCGCAGUAGAAGCCCACGAAUUCACCAUCAUGUAUCCGUCGCACUUCUGGGAUCACACCCAACGUCUACCAACUUCAUUGCAAAGAGUCGCCAAGAACAUCAAAUCUUUGUUUGAUUCGAUGAAUCCAGAAGAGCAAGUCUCACUCCAAGUCACAUUUCCAUUCAGCCCAAACUGGGAAAAAGAUUGGCACGUGUUCUUUACUGAUGAGCGCAAAGUCAACUCCGAGAUUCUCGACAUCGCAUCUCUCUGCAAUGGUCACAUCGAAGACCUGGAUUACUCUAAAAUGCUCUCGGGCCGCUCAGAGUGGACUCCAAAGACCAAUGAUGAGGAAGAGUAUGGCAUGUUUGGUACACACCUUCCAACAGGUUACCUGAUGGCCGUCAGUCUGAAAAGCGUCAGAGACUUUUUACCCGACAUUGGAACCACAGUCAAUGUAUACCUCAGAGAUAUCGCACAAAAUGGCUACACAUUGCCGAAGCCGCAAACCAGCAAAGGCGAAACAUACCUGAUUGCGGAUAGCAUCACUUGCAGUCUUUUUAAUGCUGAUUAUAAGGCGGAACAACAAAUUAAACGCAAGUUUGGGGAUGACCACCCGGACAUGCCUGAACUUGUCACAGAGCUUUUCCCCAGUAUAGCUGCCGUGGAGUUGGAGCCGUACCUCCCCAUGCCAGCCAAAGACGAUCCGCAGCACCAAGAAGCCCGAAAAGUAGCUGCUUAUCUGCGGCAGCGUAACGACGAAGAUUACAAAGAGCAUUUUUGGCGCGUUCACAGUUGGCUUCGCCCGAGACUUUGUGUUGCUCCCAAAACUGGGUACCACGAGCCCUACUCGGGCCACCGCUUAAAUCUCCCACCUGGUGUUUCCGCGGACGUCGCUCUCUUCUAUGUCGAGGUUCCAAGACAGCGAGAUUGGCCUCGUGAUUUGAAGAAGCCCCCUAUGAGAGUUGACAUUCCAGACAUGCCUCCUUCAAUUGACCUCCAAUCGUUUCUAGCAAACGCGUUUGAGAAUCAGGAUGAGGUCAUUCGCGCCGAAAUUCGCUACUCUUUUGACGCAGAGCUGUACGACGAAGAAGGUCCGACAUUUUCUCUCAAGGGAACGCUCGGCCCCAACCAUGUGGUAGACGAUUGGCUGAAGUCCAUGGUGAAAGCUUCAGACAUGCCAAAGACUGACCGUACCGAUUAA
This is a messenger RNA of Trichoderma harzianum CBS 226.95, 1623 nucleotides long. RefSeq lists its product as hypothetical. NCBI's taxonomy places the organism in Eukaryota, Fungi, Ascomycota, Sordariomycetes, Hypocreales, Hypocreaceae. The transcript is spliced from 2 exons. The coding region runs from base 1 to 1623 and encodes 540 amino acids. The record is from RefSeq and is a predicted model, not a curated record.